UUUUGCACUUCCGUAUUGGCCUCGUCGCUCAGCCCGGGAUGUUGCCCCUUGGUUCUUCCACACCCCGGACUCAGCAGCGUCUGUCAGCGGACUACCAGUGAGACAUGCCGGUGGAUUUGAGCCAGUGGAGCGGUCCUCUUGCUCUGCAGGAGGUGGAGGAGAAGCCCGCCCGGCCCCUGACGGUGAAAUACGGAUCCGUGGAGGUCGACGAGCUCGGCAAAGUGCUCACACCGACACAGGUGCAGAAUCGACCCACCUGCAUCGAGUGGGAAGGAUGUGACCCGGGUAAGAUGUUCACUCUGGCCCUGACCGACCCGGAUGCCCCGAGCAGGAAGGAGCCCAAGUUCAGGGAGUGGCAUCACUUCCUGGUGGUCAACAUGAAGGGCAACGACGUGUCCUCUGGCUGCGUCAUGUCCGACUACGUGGGCUCUGGACCUCCCAAAGGCACAGGUCUCCACAGGUAUGUGUGGCUGGUGUACGAGCAGCCCGGCAGCAUCUCCUGCUCCGAGGCCGUUCUCACCAACUGCUGCGGCGACGGCCGCGGAAAGUUCAAGCUCCAGAGCUUCAGGCAGAAGUACGAGCUGGGAGCCCCGGUGGCGGGAACCUGUUACCAGGCGGAGUGGGACGAGUACGUCCCCAAGCUGUACGAGCAGCUGGCUGGAAAAUAAGAGAAUUAAAAAAUCCUCAACCUGCACUAGGAGUUCCUGUGGAGGAAGCUCCCGUUCUCACAUGUGGCAAAAAAAAACAACCAUUAACAGUAUUUUUCUUUUUUGUUAGUGCCACUGAAUAUUUUCUUUUUCCCACUGUUGCCUUCCCACGCUGUGACAAAAAUACCAGUGAUGUCACCUGAUCGUCUUUAAUAAACCUGUUCAACACUGA
This is a messenger RNA of Hippoglossus stenolepis (Pacific halibut), 879 nucleotides long. It is a transcript of the gene pebp1, whose product is annotated as phosphatidylethanolamine binding protein 1. The coding region runs from base 105 to 668 and encodes 187 amino acids. Gene Ontology annotation, biological process: negative regulation of MAPK cascade. The transcript is spliced from 4 exons. The record is from RefSeq and is a predicted model, not a curated record. Lineage: Eukaryota; Metazoa; Chordata; Actinopteri; Pleuronectiformes; Pleuronectidae.